Molecule: messenger RNA, 633 nt
Organism: Xenia sp. Carnegie-2017
Lineage: Eukaryota; Metazoa; Cnidaria; Anthozoa; Malacalcyonacea; Xeniidae
Product: acetylcholinesterase-like
Exons: 3
Coding region: 149-562 (137 amino acids)
Source: RefSeq, a predicted model, not a curated record
ACACCCUCAUUAUUUUGACGUAGCCAAAAAACUAUAUUUGCCAACAUGCACACCAUCGUUUGUCGAAUCACUAAAACCUUUAGUCGAUUUAUUAUCGGACUGGGCCUUUACUUGUCCAAUAAAGGAUGAAGCACAUCAACGGGUCUUAAUGUUUCCAACAACUAAAGUUUUUGUUUACCGGCUUGCAUACUCUUCCCCAGUACCACAUGCAAUUUCAGUUGGAACUUAUGGUUUUGCAAACCAUGGCGAGGACGUAUGGUCAUUAUUUGGGCUACCUUUUAAAUUCAACUUUCCAAAAGAAGAUAAGAUAUUGUCACUGAGAUUUAUAUCAUACCUCGUCAAUUUUGCAAGGACAGGUAAUCCAAACAAAGGUAAACCUAAACUACCAAAAGAUUUUGAAAAUGUUAACCUUCCAAACUGGCCUCUUCAUACCCCAAACGGAGAAGAAUAUUUGAAGAUGGAAAGUUUAAAUAAGAUGGUGGUUAAAACAAAACUUCGCGAAAAAUAUUGUGAUUUUUGGAGCACGCCCAUGUACGCUUUAUACAGAUCAGCGUAUUUUUAACUUUAUGUAACUGUAUUGAAUUUCGUUCUCCUAUGAUGAACAAAAUUUGUGUUUUUUUCUUUGUAGAAUAA